UACAAGAUUAGAAACUAAUUUGGAUUUCGGGUCUUGGGUUGUGUUGUCCGAACCCAUAAUAUAAAACGGGUCAUUAAGUCUCUCUCUAGUCUCUAAAAUAGUUGGGCUAUCCGUACCGGUAGACCCGCAAAGACUAUUCUCUUACAUCCUCCUUCUAUUUUUAGAAAGUGUCGUCUCCGAUCAAUCCCGUUUCUUUAUCGCCGGAUCCCCACCUUCUCUCUCUAUAUAUAUCUAUCUUGUAUAGGCUGAAGCUGAGGUGAACUGCAUCCUGCUGAUAUCUUUCGGGAACAAUAUGCAGCCAGCUGUUCAGCCAAGGUCUUUCGCCAAUGGAUUUGGCCGUCGCAAAGGCGAAAAAGAAACGGGAACUAGGUUGGAGAGUAGAACGCAGUCUACAAAAACGACUUCCAGCAAGUCGACAGCUGUAGGUAAAAGGGGGGCAUACGAAAGCCCUUCACAGGAUCGACUAGUUUAUUUUAGUUCAUGUCUUCUUGGACAUCAAGUGGAAGUACAGAUGACGGAUGGAUCCGUGUUCUCAGGGAUAUUUCAUGCAACAAAUGCUGACAAAGAUUUUGGUAUUAUUCUGAAAAUGGCCCACUUGAUAAAAGAUGGUUCCCAGGGGAGGAAGAAUGAUCCUGAAUCUCUGAUCAAACCUCCAAUAAAGACUUUGAUAAUACAGGGUAAAGAGCUUGUGCAAGUUGUAGCAAAGGGUGUGCCUGCAACUUUAGAUGUCUUCAGAGCUGAAUUGCUGCGGGAAAAACAGCAGGAACUGUUGACAGAUUCAUGCAUAUCACAGUCCCGGGAUGGUGAGGUAGAGAGGCAGUUGGAACGUUGGGUACCCGACGAUGAUGCUCUUGAAUGUCCUGAACUGGAUAACAUAUUUGAUGGCCACUGGAACAGGGGCUGGAAUCAGUUUGAGGUCAAUGAAACACUAUUUGGAGUAAAAAGCACAUUCAAUGAGGAACUUUAUACUACAAAGCUUGACAAAGGUCCUCAAAUGAGGGAGUUGGAAAAAGAAGCUUCAAGAAUAGCUAGGGAAAUCGAGGGUGAGGAAACACGUGAUCUUCAUCUAGCAGAGGAGAGAGGAAUUCAACUUCAUGGAAAUCUUGAAGUUGAUGAAGAAACCAGAUUUUCAGCAGUUGUUAGGGGGGUUGAUGAUAGUGGCUAUGGUGAUUGUGAGGACAUACUGUUGGAUUCACGUAAUGAUGAAACAUUUCGAUGUAUCUCUACUUCUGCAAUGGGGAAGUCAUUCACUGGUAUGAGUGUUGGGAAAGUUGUUGACGGUGUGGAAUUCUCAUCAAGAUCUUCCUCUACGUAUGAAUUGCAAUCUUCUCAGUUGAGUACCAGCAGGGAUGUCUGUCAGACUUACUAUGAUGAUCAUAGCAAGCAGUCAUCAGCUGAACAUGUUGGUCAAAGUGCCUCGAUGAUGGACGAGAGCAGGGGGCACAAGAUCACGUUCAGUGAACAUGAUGGAGCUAGUUGCAAUGAAGAGGAGAUGAGAAUGCAAAUGUUAGCUGAUGGGGCUCAGACACCAAUACCUGAAGAUUCCAAGUCAUCACUAAGAGUGAAAAAGGAAACCUUGGAUAAAGGUGGGUCAUAUAGGGACGUCUCUGCAUUGUCUCCCCCUCUCAAAUGCCAGGAUAAGACCACAGGUUCUUCUAGUGAAAAGGGGACUGUUGCAUCUUCCAAGAGUCAAGACAGUGCCCGAUCUGCUAAUUCUUGUGUCAGACCUAGUAGUUCUGUUCUAUCCUCCAUUGAUAGAGCAGGUGCUGUGUCUAGCAAUGGAUUAUCGCGUAGCUCUUCAGUGAGUUCAUUUUCUUCAGAAAAAUCCACAAAGUCCACAUUAAAUCCACAUGCUAAGGAAUUUAAAUUUAAUCCCAACGCGAAGAGCUUCGUUCCAUCUCAAGCGACCUUAAGGCCGGCAUCUCCAGUGUCUGAAAAUUCCUUCUACUAUCCAGCUGGGGUGGCUGCUAUGCCACACAUGCAUGGCAUGCCUAUGGGCGUUGGGGUUGGUCCAUCGUUUGCUGGACAUCAGUCUGUUGUAUUUAAUCCACAGGCUACACCUGCACAGCAGCCGUAUUUUCAUCCAAAUGGACCUCAGUAUGGACAGCAGAUGAUGAUUGGUCACCCUCGGCAAGUUGUCUACAUGCCAACUUAUCCCCCUCAGGAAUUGCCGUACAAGGGAAGAGGAGAGUAUUGACCAGUUGGUUAGUGACCUGCAUCGCUUGGUGGCUUAAUCCAUUUGCUGAUAUGGGAAACAAAUUUCUGACAGUAGAUUGCAUGGAUCAGUUUUUGGCGCAUAAAGUCCUGCUAGUUGAUAAAAUAGCUGCAAUCUGCACCUGCUGGCUGAUAUGGUUCUGUUAGCACUCCUGUAUAAUGCCGAAUUUGUUAUUCUGCUUUUCAUAAUCAUAGAUCCUUCUUUUUUUUUUUUUUUGGGUAAGCUCAUAGGUGUUCUUUGGCAGAUUGUUGUUUAUUUCUCAUCUUUGGCUUUGUUCAACUUUUUUUUUUUUUUUUGGGACAAAUGUAACCAAUCUUGUCCUAUAUUGUCUUAUUAGAUAAUCGUUGUGGUGUGUGAAAUUCGUUUUUGCUCAUGUUGUUUCAUCUUUUUGCUC
Lycium ferocissimum is the source of this 2609-nucleotide messenger RNA. RefSeq names its product polyadenylate-binding protein-interacting protein 4-like. NCBI's taxonomy places the organism in Eukaryota, Viridiplantae, Streptophyta, Magnoliopsida, Solanales, Solanaceae. The transcript is spliced from 15 exons. The record is from RefSeq and is a predicted model, not a curated record. Gene Ontology annotation, cellular component: cytoplasmic stress granule. Gene Ontology annotation, biological process: cytoplasmic stress granule assembly. Gene Ontology annotation, molecular function: RNA binding. Bases 293 to 2197 code for a protein of 634 amino acids.